Molecule: messenger RNA, 1104 nt
Organism: Jaculus jaculus (lesser Egyptian jerboa)
Lineage: Eukaryota; Metazoa; Chordata; Mammalia; Rodentia; Dipodidae
Product: olfactory receptor 10AD1
Exons: 3
Coding region: 1-1104 (367 amino acids)
Biological process (GO): G protein-coupled receptor signaling pathway
Cellular component (GO): membrane
Molecular function (GO): olfactory receptor activity; G protein-coupled receptor activity
Source: RefSeq, a predicted model, not a curated record
AUGACGGGGGCAGACUGUGGUUAUCCUGGCAUCGUCACCAAGCCACUAACCCCCAACUUACUAGAGCUCAGUAAGUUCCAAAACAUUUACCAUCACUUUGGUAAAUGCUCUUGUAUUCAUCUGGGGGUUACUGGGCCCAGACCCCAGACAGUGGACCUAAGGAAUGACAGCACAGUGACAGAGUUCAUCCUGGUGGGCUUUGAGCGGAGCUCCCCUUCCACUAGGGCACUUCUCUUCUCACUCUUCCUAGCUCUCUACAGCCUCACCAUGGCCAUGAACGGCCUCAUCAUCUUCAUCACCUGGACUGACCCCAGGCUCAACAGCCCCAUGUACUUCUUCCUCGGCCACCUGUCUUUCCUGGAUAUCUGCUUCAUCACCACCACCAUCCCCCAGAUGCUGAUCCACCUGGUCAUCAAGAACCACACUGUCUCCUUUGUCUCUUGCAUGGCCCAGAUGUACUUGGUCUUCCUCGUGGGCGUGGCAGAGUGCAUCCUCUUGGCUUUUAUGGCCUAUGACCGGUAUGUUGCAAUCUGCCACCCACUGAACUAUGCCCACGUCAUGAGCCAACAGGUGUGUAUCAGACUGGUAUGUACUUCCUGGAUCUUUGGGCUGAUCAACGGUAUCUUUCUUGAGUACAUAUCAUUUCGGAAUCCCUUCUGCAAAGACAACCACAUAGAAAACUUCUUCUGUGAGGCCCCCAUUGUGAUGGCCCUCUCCUGUGGGGACCUCCAGUUUAGUAUGGAGUUGAUCUUUGCCGAUGCCAUUGUGGUGCUGCUCAGCCCCAUGGUGCUCAUCGCCUCCUCCUAUGCCCGCGUCCUGGCCUCCAUACUCAGCAGAGCCUCCUCCUCAGGGCGGGGGAAGACCUUCUCCACUUGUGCCUCCCACCUGACCGUGGUCAUACUUCUGUACACCUCGGCUAUGUUCUCUUACAUGAACCCCCGCAGCACACACGGGCCUGACAAAGACAAGCUAUUCUCUCUGCUCUACACCAUCAUCAUCCCGAUGUGCAACCCCAUUAUCUACAGUUUCCGAAACAAGGAAAUGAAGGGGGCCAUGGGGAGAGCCCUUGGGAGAAAUGGCCUGGCUCAGGAAGAUUCUCUCUAG